Molecule: messenger RNA, 2494 nt
Organism: Prorocentrum cordatum
Lineage: Eukaryota; Dinophyceae; Prorocentrales; Prorocentraceae
Source: the annotation of a GenBank genome assembly
CCAGGAUGCCGCUCUGGUGGCGGACCUCGGCUGGCUGCGCGCGCCCGCGGGCGCGAGGCUGGCGCGGCGCGCCGCGUCGCACCCGCUCUCCUCCCUGGGCUCGCGGGCCACCGGGAUUCCUCGCGGGCGAUCCUGGCAGCCGCCCGCGGGCUGGGCCGCCCCUGCGCUCGCGGCCGCCGUGCUGCGAUGCCCCGCCGCACGGUCGGGCGCGGCGGAGGAGCGCGUGCGCCAGAGUACGCCGCAGCCCUUGAGCACGCGGGCCGCUGAGCUCCCCGUGUCUGCGCAGUCCCGGUUGUCCGUCGACGCGGGGUCGGCCAAUCCAGAACGUUCGGCCGCCGACAAGCUGGCCGACCUCGGCGCCGCGGAGCCUCCAGCAUGUGCGAAGACCGCGGGAACACCGCUGGCCUGCAGGAUUCCGGGCGACGCGCCUUUGGAGUCCCUGCCGGAGCUGCUGCGGGGCUCGCCGCUCGAGGCCGCGGGCGCGGUGCUGGGGCGGUCCCCCCGGGGGCGCCUCGCGCUGGGCGUGGAGUUCCUGGACGCGCACGCCGCGGCGAGCGGCCGCGGCGCCGUGCCGCGGGCUGGCCAGUUCCUGAGCGGAGAGGCCCUCGACGCGUGCCUGUGCCUCCUCGAGCCUGGCGCCUUCGCCAUGGCCCUCUUCGCCCGACACCACGGCGUCCUGCUCGGAGACGCAGGCCUCUUCGCUCGCCUCCUCGGUCACCUCGAGGGCGUGCCGGCUCCCGACCUUGAGACGUGCCGCUCACUGGUGAGGGCCUGCCUCGCCCACGGGCACGCGGAGCAGGCCCGCGCCUUCUUCGCGCAGGGCGCGGGCGCCUCCGCGGGCUGCGCGUCGCUGCUCGGCCACGACGCCCUGCCGCUCGAUCUGCUCCAGGCCGACGCCUGCGGGGCGGAGCUGCUGGCCAGGUUCCUCGAGGGCCUCGGUGGGUCGGCCGAGGUGCUUGCGGCCGUGCAGGCCGACGGUGGUCCGGUGCGGGCGCUGAUGGACGUCGCGUCGCACGACCCGCAGGUGGCGGAGCUGUGCGGGACCUCGAGGCGGGUCCUCUCCGACGCCCUGCAACUGGCCAUCGAGGGCGGCGCCGAUGCGGCAGGGCGCGUGCUGCUCCGCGUGCUGGCCAUGGCGCAGCCAGAUUUGCUCCUCGACUUCCCUGUGCCAGUGCCGUGGCUGGAUGCGCUGCGCGGCGCUCCGCGCUGCCGCUGGUUCGUGAACGAGACGCUGAAGUCGCUGGAGGGGGCGCCCCACCACGAGUUCGCUGGGCACGCUACGAGGUUCUUGGAGGAGGGGGGAGAUGAGAGGCACUGGUCAGCGCAAUGAGUCAGACGGUAUCAGGCCCAGGGUUCAGCAAGGCUGUCGUUUUGUUUUGGGUUGGUGAUUCCCUUGGGUGUCUAGGCACUGGUCACCUCGAUCGAGGCAGACGGUACCCGGCCCAAGGGUGAGAGACUCCCCUGGGUGGCAAGGCACUGGUCACCUCUAUGAGGCAGACGGUACCCUGCCCAGGGGUCAGAGUCGCCAUUUUGCUGGAAAGCCUCGCCGAUGUUUGGCCGUUCUGGCUGGGACAGUGUAUUUCUAACUAGACUGGUAGAGAUGUGGUUCACUUGCGUAUCCAACUCGGGCGCCGCUUGCGAGCUCCAGGAAGGCGGUUCUUCUUCUCCUCCCCACAACGCCCCCACCUUUUCAGUCUCGUCCCCCCUUGCUGCUUCUCUUUCGCCCCCGUCCUGCUCCAUAGGAGGGCGCCCGCCAUCUGGCGUCAGCUGCACUUCGCGGUGACGCGGCGGCUGCGACUUCGCAGCGAUCCGUACACGCAUUCUUCCUCCUCUUCCCCCCGAUGCAUCCCAGACCCCUGACGCCGCAGUCUCAUCCACACGACGGCGCAGAUGGGUUACUUUGUGGGCUUGAGGAGGGAUGGACAGUUCGGUGACCUCUCCGUAGACAUGCGUUCGGCCUGGGCGGGAUGUCGGACACCUGAGCACCAUCCGUGGGGCGCUAUAAUGUUUCAGGCCGUGGGGCGUCACCACGAGGGCCCUGGAUUCGAACUCCCUGCGGGGACUUGAAGACCAGUGCCGUAGCGGCAGGUGAUCAGCCAUUGGGUGGAGUCCCCGUAAAGCGGGCGGCGACUCCUUCGCGCGGUAGGAGAAGUACAAGACCGCGCGGAGGCUUCAGGAGGCGUUCGGAGCUUUCGCUGUCUCCGACCAUCGUGUGGAACUUCAUAUCGCCAGCGUAGCGUCUUGCCGCCUGGUUAGAGUCGUUUGCAGGCCCUGGAGAAUAUUGUGAAGCCAGUUCUCGCCAAUGCAGCAGCCGCUCUGGCUUCCCUGGGCUGGUCGCGAACCAGUCCUCCCCGCGCAGGCUACAGACUCGUUGGUGAGGCGCGCCCUUACCCUGUAGAGCUCUUCUCUCAGGACCCUUUGGAGGAGGUGUUCGUUUUCGGGACCCUCCUGAGAGCCGCCUAUCGGAUCUGUUCGAAUCUACUUCGGCUCCAGU